This is a messenger RNA of Cryptomeria japonica (Japanese cedar), 2695 nucleotides long. Its product is annotated as cullin-3A. The record is from RefSeq and is a predicted model, not a curated record. Gene Ontology annotation, molecular function: ubiquitin protein ligase binding. The transcript is spliced from 2 exons. Gene Ontology annotation, biological process: ubiquitin-dependent protein catabolic process; protein ubiquitination. NCBI's taxonomy places the organism in Eukaryota, Viridiplantae, Streptophyta, Pinopsida, Cupressales, Cupressaceae. Gene Ontology annotation, cellular component: cullin-RING ubiquitin ligase complex. Bases 312 to 2519 code for a protein of 735 amino acids.
CAAUUGUCUCAAAUUCGUCGGUAAAUGAGUUCGAAACCCUUAAAAAGAAUUGCUGGUUAGGGUAUCGAGCUUCUAAAAAAUUCGUUGCUUUCGCUUUUACGCCUGAUAAUCUGCUUUGUCCGAUACACAUAUAUAAUUCAAAAAUGUGAAGGGGAUUUGGCGUAAUUUUUUGGGUAUCUAUAGGGGAUGGACUUUGUUGGUUCGUGGAUGUAUACAUAUAAUAACCAGUUCUACAUGUAAGAGUUUUUGGCUGGAUGUUUUUAUGGCAGAAAGGAUAGAGUUUUGGAUUAAUUUGGAGGAGGAAAGCAAGGAUGAGCACUGCAAAAAAAAGGAAUAUCAAGAUCGAGCCUUUCAAGCAUAGGAUCGAUAUGGAUUCCAAGCAUGCCGACAAGACGUGGAAGAUUUUGGCUGACGCAAUUCACGAAAUCUAUAAUCAGAAUGCCAGCGGCUUGAGUUUUGAAGAACUUUACAGGAAUGCUUACAAUAUGGUGCUUCAUAAAUAUGGGGACAAGCUGUAUUCUGGCCUUAUGACUACAAUGACAGUUCAUCUGAAGGAUAUAGCCAAAGCAGUCGAUGGAGCACAAGGGAGUUUGUUUUUGGAAGAGUUAAACAGAAAAUGGGCGGACCAUAACAAAGCAUUGCAGAUGAUUAGAGAUAUUUUAAUGUACAUGGACAGAACAUAUGUAACAAAUGCUCGCAAAACCCCAGUAUAUGAACUAGGACUAAAUUUGUGGAGGGAUUAUAUCAUCCAUGCUCCGAAAAUAAAGGAUAGGUUGCAGGGUACUCUUCUUGAGCUCGUACGUUGUGAACGAACAGGGGAAGUCAUCAACCGAGGUUUAAUGCGCAAUAUUAUCAAGAUGUUUACAGAGCUAGGUUCUUCUGUUUAUCAAGAUGAUUUUGAGAAACCUUUUCUAGACGAGGCUUCAAAUUUUUAUACUAUUGAAUCUCAGCAGUUCAUUGAAUGCUCCGAUUGUGGGGACUAUCUCAAGAAAGCUGAGAGAAGGUUAAAUGAAGAGACAGAAAGGGUUUCACACUAUCUAGAUGCAAAGAGUGAGGCUAAGAUUACAAAUGUUGUAGAGAAAGAAAUGAUAGACAAUCAUAUGCAGAGAUUAGUGCAUAUGGAAAAUUCAGGACUGGUAAGCAUGCUUGUGGAUGACAGGUUUGAUGAUUUACGUCGCAUGUACAGCUUGUUUCACCGAGUUCCUACAGGACUGACCACUAUCCAAGAUGUAAUGACUUCUCAUUUGCGUGAGAUAGGGAAGCAGUUGGUAACUGAUCCAGAGAGACUGAAAGAUCCAGUGGACUUUGUGCAACAUCUUCUUGAUGCAAAGGACAAGUAUGCUAAUAUUAUAAGCAUGUCAUUCAACAAUGACAAGACCUUCCUAAAUGCCUUGAAUUCAUCGUUUGAGUACUUCAUCAAUUUAAAUCCAAGGUCUCCUGAGUUUAUUUCCCUGUUUGUUGAUGACAAGCUUCGGAAAGGCCUUAAAGUAGUCAAUGAAGAUGAUGUGGAGGCAGUUUUGGAGAAAGUGAUGGUGUUGUUUCGAUAUCUUCAAGAGAAGGAUGUCUUUGAAAAAUAUUACAAACAACACUUAGCUAAGAGACUUCUCUCAGGAAAGACUGUUUCAGAUGAUGCAGAGAGAAGCCUAAUAGUGAGAUUAAAAACAGAGUGUGGUUAUCAGUUUACUUCAAAGUUGGAAGGUAUGUUUACAGACAUGAAGACUUCUCUGGACACUUUGCACGGUUUCAAUUCAAUGUUGGGUGCAUCUGGUGAUGCCAAUGAAGGUCCUACUUUGGCUGUCCAAGUUCUCACUACAGGUUCAUGGCCAACACAAGCUGGUGCUAGGUGCAACUUGCCUAGAGAAAUUUUGGCAGUGUGUGACAAGUUUAAGGCAUACUACCUAAGCACUCACUCUGGCCGUAGGCUGACAUGGCAGACAAACAUGGGCACAGCAGAUUUAAAGGCAAUCUUUGCAAAAGGUCAGAAGCAUGAACUCAAUGUCUCAACUUAUCAGAUGUGCGUCCUUAUGCUUUUUAAUUCGGCAGACUGCUUGAGUUAUAAUGAAAUUGCAGAAGCAACGGACAUACCUUCUUCAGAUCUGAAAAGAUGCUUGCAGUCUCUUGCAUGUGUAAAGGGAAGAAAUGUGCUUUCUAAGGAACCUAUGUGUAAAGAAAUAAAUGAAGAAGAUAACUUUUACUUCAAUGAGAAGUUUAGUUGCAAAUUUUACAAGGUCAAAAUUGGCACUGUUGUUGCACACAGGGAGAGUGAGCCAGAAAAGCAGGAGACCCGUCAGAAGGUGGAGGAAGACAGAAAACCUCAAAUUGAAGCUGCCAUUGUUAGGAUUAUGAAAGCAAGGCGCAUUUUGGACCAUAACAAUAUUGUUGCUGAGGUAACCAAACAGUUACAGGCACGGUUUUUGCCAAACCCCGCAGUAAUAAAGAGACGGAUAGAGUCACUUAUAGAACGAGAGUUCUUGGAAAGGGAUAAGAUAGAUCGGAAACUGUACAAGUAUCUUGCCUAAGAUUUAAUGUAAAUUUAACUCAUGUUUUGAAAUGUAUUUGAUUGACAGAGCAGCAAGGUUCUUUACUUCAUGAUUAGCAAAUUGUUGUCACCUGCAAGAUUGCUCUGAAUGAUGUAAUUUCCUUAUCUUUGGACAUUUAAAUAUGAUUUACACAAGAAGGAUACGAUAAAUUGUCA